AUGUACACACAGAAGCUCACUUGCUUUCUCUUUCACUGCUCUAUAUCCUGUCUUUUCCUGACAGGACAUUGGCUGUCUUCUGGACUUUCUUUGUAUUUUCUUGUUUGACCCACCUGAGAGGUUAAACAGAGUCUUAACCUUCUAUUCCCUCACCCUCUCGGUUCUCCUGUUACUCCUGUUGGGAUUUUUCUUGCUUUUUUUUUUCUCCGUCUGAUUGCCUGCUCUCCUGUCUGCGCACACCUUCCUUUUCCCCCUGCUUUCCUUUUCCUCCCAUCUUCCACUGUUCCCUCUCUCCUUGUGCGUGGUUUUUGGGCUAUGCUCUCCUCACCCACUGUGAUUCUCCAGCCUUAUGGACUGCCUGUCUACCCACAGACAACCACAUGCUACCCCAGCAUAGUUCAGGGAGGCCCCACCCAGGAGGCCGGCCCAGGCAGCGGCGAUCCUGCCCUACCUCAGGUCUACGCCCCGCCUCCCUCUUACCCCCCACCAGGUCAAGGUCCGCCAUCAUCUGCGGGCAGACUGCCACCUCUUGACUUUAGCUCUGCACAUCCCAGUUCAGAGUACCCCGAACAUCCCCAGCUCAGAGUCUAUCAGGGCCCUCAGCACGAGGGGGCAGAGACUCUGACAUCCAGUACAACGGAGGAUGCUUUGGCCCCUGUGACCUCUGACCCCCAGUCUCUGAGCGUGUCUGUGUCAUCAGGAGGUGGGUCAGGAAGUGGAAGCGAGGAGGAGGGGUCAGGUAAGGCCCAACCAAAACGCCUCCACGUCUCCAACAUCCCGUUCCGUUUCAGAGACCCAGACCUCCGCCAGAUGUUUGGGCAAUUUGGCAAGAUCCUUGACGUAGAAAUCAUCUUCAAUGAGAGGGGGUCCAAGGGCUUCGGAUUCGUCACCUUCGAGAGUGCAACUGAGGCUGACCGAGCAAGAGAAAAGCUGAACGGGACAAUCGUGGAGGGGAGAAAGAUUGAGGUAAAUAAUGCAACUGCAAGAGUAGUCACCAAGAAGCCUCAGACGCCUCUUGUGAAUGGUGACAUUUCAACUUCUGGGUGGAAGAUCAACCCUGUCAUGGGAGCAAUGUAUGCACCUGAGCUCUAUACAGUGGCCAGUUUCCCAUACCCUGUAGCGACUCCCACCUUGGCCUACCGGGGCUCUGCUUUGCGUGGUCGAGGUCGAGCCGUCUACAACACCAUUCGCUCUGCUGCAGCCACUCCUGCUGCUGUGCCCGCCUACCCCGGGGUUGUAUAUCAAGAUGGACUGUAUGGAGCAGAAGUCUAUGGUGGCUAUCCAGCAGCUUACAGAGUGGCUCAGUCAGCAUCGGCUGCUACAGCAACCUACAGUGAUGGAUACGGACGGGUGUACGCCACAGCUGCAGACCCCUAUCACCACUCAGUUGGACCAACGACGACAUAUGGAGUUGGUACAAUGGCCAGUUUGUACAGAGGAGGAUACAACCGCUUCACCCCAUACUGAGUCACCCAGCAGGGUGAGAGGGGGGAGAAGUCGUUUCUCUUGAACUCCGGGAUUGGCUGAUCCAUGGAUGCUGCAGGACAGGUUAUGAGAUCCUUAAAUCUUGGAAAUGUGGAAAUGGUUUUACUUCCUGUCUGCGUCGCAACCUCUCCUCGAGAGACUAAACUGACUGAAGCUGUAAAUACUGUAGGACCCAUUUGCUGUCCAUUCUACUGAAGAAUACUUAGCACACGGAAGAGGAUGUUAUGUAAUAUAUUUAGACAGUUGCUUAAAGCCUUUAACAGAUUAUUGUUUUCAGAAUUUAAAGCGUAUCAGUGUCGGCUAACAGGACAGGAGGUGAAAAAUACUGUGAGAAUGAUUUUUGUGAUUCACAUCUGGGAUUUUUCAAGUUUUCACGGGUCAAGCUGUACAAAAAAAAGAACAUUUUGUACAAUUUUAAAUGACUUAUUUUCGAUGACUAUUAUUUACGAAAUCUGUGUUUGAGUGUGUGUGUGUGUGUGUGUGUGUGUUGGUGUGUGUGUGUGUGUGUGUACGUGUGUGAGCAUAUGAGUGAGGUAAUGCAUUGUACCCAGAGACAGCUGUGACACUGGUAUCAUUAUUACAAACGUUUGUCUGGAUGUAGUUGGAAUUUCAUUUGUUUUGUUUUGUGUUUUUUUUUUUGCCUUUUCUAACAAUCUACCUCUCAUACAUUUUUAGCUUUUCAUACAGCUGUCAUUACUGAUCCUGUAUUGUUUUCUGUCUCUGAUCUUUAAUUCUGCAUAGCUUUCUUUCCCUUUCCAGAAAUCCUAACUAACAUAGUCGAGUUUCUGUUUCUGUGGCUCUGUACCUCACUACCCAAUGAGCCUGAUGCUUAUCCAACGCUUCCUGUUAUUUUUCCUUUUCUUUUUCUUGUACUCGCCCAGGGAAGUUUGAUUUUUACCGAGCUGCUUUAAACCCUGUUUUGCUCACAUAGUUAAGCACUCUCACAGCUGGGAAUUGCAGUCAGGAGCUGUCUUUUGUUGUUGGCUUUACAACACAAACUGAGGAUUAAAGGCCUUGCUUAAACGCCCCCAUCAGUAGAAUGUAAAUGAUUCUGCUGUCAGUGCAAGAUAACAGCCCACUGUGCAAGAAUUCAAUUAUCCUAUUCUAUUCUUCAUCUAAUGUUUCCUGAUUUCACCCUUUCCCGUCACAUUUUCCUGUAUUUUCUCUGUUCUCUCAUCAGAACUGCUGAAUGACGCCUUGACGUGUGUUGAUUAUUUCUUCUUGGCCUUGUCUUUGUGCCUGUUGCACUCGCCGAGCUUGAUGUUUACCUCUGAAUAAAACUGUUGUCUCUC
Toxotes jaculatrix (banded archerfish) is the source of this 2777-nucleotide messenger RNA. RefSeq names its product RNA binding fox-1 homolog 1, like (gene rbfox1l). The coding region runs from base 316 to 1467 and encodes 383 amino acids. The record is from RefSeq and is a predicted model, not a curated record. Gene Ontology annotation, biological process: nervous system development; regulation of alternative mRNA splicing, via spliceosome. Gene Ontology annotation, molecular function: mRNA binding. NCBI's taxonomy places the organism in Eukaryota, Metazoa, Chordata, Actinopteri, Toxotidae. Gene Ontology annotation, cellular component: cytoplasm; nucleus. The transcript is spliced from 12 exons.